Candidula unifasciata is the source of this 2973-nucleotide messenger RNA. NCBI's taxonomy places the organism in Eukaryota, Metazoa, Mollusca, Gastropoda, Stylommatophora, Geomitridae. The record is from the annotation of a GenBank genome assembly.
AUGGGUAAUCUGUGUUCUUCUGGAACUGAGAGAGCAGAUAAGAAGGAUGAGAACAGAGUUCUGGAUAAGCCAAGAGAAGGGGAGGGAGAGGCACUGUUGCCUGGCGGGGAAGGCCAGGUUGCUGUCGGACCUGAUGGCGUUCAGUUGUCUGUUGAAGGUGAUGGGGGAGGUGAAGCUGCGACAGGAGAAGGAGGAUUUGGGGGGUUUCUUGGCGGAGCUGUAAAGUCUGGGGAGUCAGCGUUCAGUGAGGUGAGUAGAAAUGUUGAAGAGGAGGGCCAGAGGGCAACAGCGAAUGCUUUUCAAGCGGGCAAGGAUGCAACAGGACAGGUUGUUGAAGAGGUCCAGACUAGCGCCAGAGCUGCAGUUACUGAGGCUGGAGCGAGCGUUCAAACAGCGGUACAAGAAUCAGUUACUCGAGGCAUCGACGAGGUCAAAACACAGGCUACUGAAGUGUAUCAGAGUGCUACCGGGAAACUGGAAGGAGUGGUUGGAAAUGUUACCGGCAGUCUGAGUUCUGGUGUUGCUAGCGUUGCUGCAAGUGCUGAGAAUGAAGCUCAAACAUUAGGUAAUGAGGCUGGUAGUGUGAGGAGCAGUGCUGAACUCUCUGCUGCUAAUAUAGCCCAACAGGCUACCUCAACUGUUGACUCUGCAGCUAGCAGUGUCCAAACUGAGGCAGAAUCUUUGAGUAGGAACGUUGACACUCUUCGGUCAGAGACGGCGUCUGUUGCAACUGAGGCAGAGAAUCUGAAUUCACAGGUAGAAGUAGCUACUGAAGAAGCAGCAGUACCACCAGCUGCCACCGGAUUCUUUGGAAACGUGAAGGAAGAAUUUGGAAGGAAUGUAGAUGAAGCUCAAACAGCUGCCAGAUCUCUGGCAGAAAAUGUGGAAAACACUGCUGAGAAUAAAGCUAAUGAAGUCCUGGAGUCUGCCAGAUUGUCCGCUUCAGAAGCCUUCGCGUCAUGGGGUGAAUCGGCCCAAAAGAGCUUCAGUGGGCUGACUGGAAGCAUUAGUUCCACAGGUCAGACAGGGUCCGAAAUUAAUAAGGACUCAGCACAAGCAAUCGAAGAAACUGCUAGUGCAAGUUCCACCCUGACAGACAUUCAACAGUAUGUUCAAGCUGAAGCUGAUGUGGUUGGUCAGUCCGUUGAAGAUGUGAAAGGGAGCAUUAGUGAGUCAUUCACCAACACACUAGACAACUUCCAGCAAGAAUCCGUUCAAGGAGUAGAGCAGUUUGAGCAGUCCGCGGAUGACACAACAAAAAGCGGCGAAGACGCUGUUGUCAACGUGCGAAAUUCGUUUGGACAAAGUAUGGACCAGGUCAGGGAGUACGUCCAAGACAUCACUACGGCCAGCAGUCAGAAGCUUCAGGAGCUCAGCAAUCAAACAGCAGGGGUGGUCAGUUCAGUUCAGGACACAACAGCUGCUGAAGCUGACAGUGUCAGACGAAGCAUAACUGAAGUGGUAGGGUCUGAUCGUCUUUCUAAGGAUUUAGCAGAUGCAGAAGUAGUUUCAGAGAGUUCUGUAGAUGCCUCAGCUUCUUCACAGAAUCGGUUCAGUCAGCAGGGAAGCUCUGACAUAUUUACUGAUAUUCAAGCAGCUGCUAAAGACGCCCUCUCAGGUGAGCAAGAAGUGCGGGAAGAAGUUGUAGAGAAUUUAGAAGAUUUGGAAAAAACUGAUUCUGUCCCUCAGGCAGCAGGUGAUCUGGGUUCAGACGAAAGCUUUCUGGACAAAGCCAGGACUCUCCUGGAGGCGCACAGAAACUCGUUAGAUGGAAACAGAAUUCCUAUCCCCAGUGUGAGCAUAAUCGAGGACAAUGACGGUAGCAACACACAUGAUAGUGAUCUGGCGCAUGGUGUGGAGGGUGCAAGUCAAGAGGCAACCGCGAGAGAGUUCGUCGAGUCUAUAAUUGAGAAGGCAACAUCCCUGGUAACUGAUUCGCUGGAGCAGAAGGAGCCUGUUAGCGAGAGCUCUUCGCCAAGCGAUCCCUGUGUGGAGCGAGGAGAGGAAACUUUAGCCCCAAAGAAACGCGGAGUGAUGUUUGUAUCGCCUCAGAUGUCCGAAAGGUCGUCAUCAUCCUUGUCCUCCGCACAAGAUAUCUCACCUCCUCCACCUCACGAGUCGGACCUGUCUCCCCCGGGGGACAGUUCUAGCAGCAGCAUUUCUCAGAGCGACCUGGUGGAGGCCGAGGAACUUCUGAUCCCUCCAUCCGCACCUGCUGACUACUCCCUCAACGAAAGUAAUAACAAUAACAACAAUAUUAUCAAUAAUAACGUCGAGGAUGACGACGAGUCCAUACAGCGCGUUGCCAUGGAAGUCACGGCCAAAGCUGUGCAGGACGCCAUCAAAAUCGUCGCAGAGAAUGGAACUGGAACAAUCAUCGCGUCUGACGUCAUCAGUAACGAUGUCGGAGUCAGCUCUCCCUCCAGCCCCGAUAACGACGAGGAAGAAACGACAACAGACUCCAGUCAGGUCGAACGAGGAAGCCCAGUCUCUGACCUGACCGACACCUCAGCCCACGGCAGUGUCUCCGAGUCUCUGUCCAGCUACGACCCCGGGGCAGUGUUUCGGCAAGACGUUGCUAGUCUGUCAGACCUGGCCUCCUCUCCGGGAGACCAGAGCUCUGGUGUAGUACCCCCUGCCCAAACGACCCCCGAUGUCAGCCAGUCUUCCGGGAAAGCAGAAGAUCUAAUUGACUUUGGGGAGUUUGGCACAGCUCAUGAAGAAACGCCAACUCCAACAAACUCCUCUUCCUUCGAUACCCCCUCUCAACACCCUUACGACCAGUCAAAGUCUGAAGUCAAUCCUUCCAACCCCUUCUCCUCCGAAGUGCCUUCCUCCCUUCCUCCUCUCGAUGAACAAUCAUCUCCAUCCUCCCCCAACAAACCAAUGAUCAUUAUCAACUCACCUGAUAGCGCUCAGACAAACGGAUCCAGUGAAGACGUGUCUUCUCCACAGAAUGAAGCUCUCAUAUAA